Molecule: messenger RNA, 600 nt
Organism: Giardia duodenalis
Lineage: Eukaryota; Fornicata; Diplomonadida; Hexamitidae
Product: HMG (high mobility group) box-containing protein
Exons: 1
Coding region: 1-600 (199 amino acids)
Source: RefSeq, a predicted model, not a curated record
AUGACUACUGAAGUUAAGCCAACCAAGCCUUUAACUAGUUUCUUUCUGUUCAAAAGGGACAAUCAGGCUAAAGUCGCUGAAUUUCCUCGAGGUGAGCAAGCAAAAGAACUGGGCAGGCUUUGGCAGGAGCUUUCUGACGACGAAAAAAAUGCAUACAGCAAACGGCACAAAGAUGCUAUGGAGCAGUAUACUUAUGACUUAGAGCAGUGGUACCUAGCUCAUCCGGAAGAGCGGAUCAAAGACAAAGAAGAGGCAGAGCGUCAGCGGCAGAAGAAUAGAGAGAAAAAGGAGAAGGAGAAAGAAAAGCGCCCUGGUCAGCAAUCUGCAAAGGUCGCCCAGAAAAGAAGCAAGGCAGCUGACGCGGACAAUUUACUAAUGUGCUUUACAGUGGCACAGCUCAAAAAGCGCCGCCUAGAAUUCAGUGAUGUUCCAAUAUAUCCUACAAACACCGUCAAGCGGACCAUAAAGACGGCUCUUAACGAGAUGAGUGAUGCAGAUAAAGAGUUGUGGCUCAAUUUCUGGUACGACCUUGACGAGGAGAACAAAAAUAAAGUCAAACAAUUCUACCUAGAAUGGAAGGAGCUCAAAGCUAAGGACUAA